Messenger RNA from Rana temporaria (common frog), 4114 nucleotides. Its product is annotated as netrin-4-like. The transcript is spliced from 10 exons. Gene Ontology annotation, molecular function: protein binding. Bases 664 to 2586 code for a protein of 640 amino acids. NCBI's taxonomy places the organism in Eukaryota, Metazoa, Chordata, Amphibia, Anura, Ranidae. The record is from RefSeq and is a predicted model, not a curated record. Gene Ontology annotation, cellular component: laminin trimer. Gene Ontology annotation, biological process: substrate adhesion-dependent cell spreading; basement membrane assembly; cell migration.
ACAACAACCCCGGAGAGCCUGAGAAAGUGACAGCCUUGGGGGAUCGCAGGAGGGAGAGGACUUUGAAGCAUCCUCAGGGGAGGGAGAGAGGCAGAGGACCGCAGCAUCACCUGGGCACCUUGCAUGGUCCUCCUGGAGCAGGGAGGGGUGGCAGCAGCAGCAGCAGGACCACACUGGCAGUUCUGCCCACAUGUUUAAUUUUUGUUUGCAAGGAUCUGCAGCAUUGAUUAGACACAAGAGUUGUCCUUGGAAAUUUAGCAAUCUCUGAGUGAUGGCAGAGAAGGGGAAUUGCAUGCAGCUGCUCCAGCAGGGAUGAGAGGGGCAGGGUUGUGUGCCAAGCUGACAUAGUUCCCCUCUUUGUGUGAAGUCUGUUCCAUGGGGUGGGGUGAGAUAAAAGCCAGAGGGAUGUGGAGGUACAGGAGAUAAUUAUACACUCAGGGGGUUAGAGAAGACAGCCAAGCCCUUAAUGUUAUGCCAAGGAGGCGAAUACCUGCUGCUGCUGUAUGAUGUGUCAGUGACAACCAGAGAGUAGAGGGGUUGUCAGAGAUCCCUGAGGCUCAGACUCUGGGUGACUUGGGAGGGUGCAGAACAUGCAAGACUGAAGAUCUCCUCUCAUCAUUGUUUAUCUGAUCUUCUCCCAUCACCUGGGACUGAGAACCUGACAUGCAGAAGAUCGCCCUUCUUGUCCUCUUGGAGUGGAUGGUCCUCCUAUGGAUGGUCCUUCUUGUGCACACAGACUCAGAUGCAGCCAAGUUGCACCGUUGUGAUGGACACUCUUGUAACCCGCCGGUUGGGAACCUUGCAACUGGCCGGACACCGGUCACGCUCACCACUUGCGGAAUGGACGCCAGUGAACUCUACUGCUUUUACACCGAGGACCAGUUAUUCCAUAAGGCCCCGGUCUCCUGUGGACCACCCCAGUGUACAAAGUGUAGCCUUAACCAGCCUGAGAAUUCCCACCUACCUGCUCACAUGACCGAUGACGUCUUCUCGAGUCCGGCGACGUGGUGGCAGUCCGCCCAAGGUGUCCUCCGGGAGGAGAUAAGGCUGGACUUCGAGACAGAGUUCUACCUGACUCAUGUCAUCAUGGUGUUCAAGUCUCCGCGCCCAGCGGCCAUGGUGCUGGAGAGGUCCGGGGACCACGGCAAGACCUGGAGGGCUUAUAAAUACUUUGCAAAUAACUGUACGGCCACGUUUGGUUUGGCAGAUGACCUGUUCGAGGAGGGAGCGCGGUGUACUUCCAGGUAUUCAGACUCCUGGCCCUGUACAAAAGGGGAGGUGAUAUUUCGUGCCAUAACUCCGGCAAACCGGAUUGAAGACCCCUACAGCCCCCAGGCCCAGGACCAGCUAAAAAUCACCAACCUCCGGCUCCUCCUUUUAAAGAGACAGGAAUGUCCUUGCCAAAGCGCGCCCGGGUCCUUGGAGAAGCCACAGAGGUUCGCCCAUUAUGCCAUCUACGACCUCAUCGUCCGUGGAAGCUGCUUCUGCAACGGGCACGCCGAGGAGUGCGAGCAGGCUGGGAACGCGGCCGGUGUGGACACCAUGGUCCCUGGAAAAUGUAUCUGUCAGCAUAAUACAGCCGGAGAGCACUGUGAGCAGUGUGCCCUUCUGUACAACGACCACCCAUGGAGGCCUGGAGAUGGGAAAACAGGAGCGCCCAACGAGUGUCAGAGGUGCCGUUGUCACAAUCACGCCCUCAGCUGCCGCUUUGAUCACAACCUCUGGCUUGCUUCUGGAAAUAAGAGCGGAGGGGUCUGCGAGAACUGCCAGCACCACACGGAAGGGUCCCGCUGCCAGCGCUGCAAGGGCGGCUACUACCGAGAAUACACCGAGCCCAUCAGCUCCCCACUGGCAUGUAAAGAAUGCUCUUGCAAUGUCAUGGGUUCAAUGAACGAAACAUUAAACCGGAGCUGGAAGUGUCACCCCCGAACGGGAUUCUGUUACUGCAAGCCCGGUGUGGCCGGCCCAUACUGCGACCACUGCUUGGUGGGAUACUGGGGGUUCGGGGAAAAUGGCUGCCGGCCCUGCGACUGCUCCAGAGACUGCGACCCCAAUACAGGAGAAUGCCAAAACAGCAGUGACAAUGAACAUUUUCUAAACAUUCCUAUUGGUGGGAGGAUCCCUGACUUCAUAGACACUCCAGCCAAUGAGAGCGAGGACGAGUGGAAGUGGAACAACGAAAAGGGAUUUUCAGCGUUAAGACAUCCAGAGAAGUGUGUGUGUAAAGAGCGAAUGCUGGGCAGCAUGACGGACUUCUGUCAGAUGAAAUACGCCUACGUGAUAAAAGCUCGGAUCUUGUCCGCUCAUGACAAAGGCACCCACGCUGAGGUGGUGGUGAAAGUCAAGAAGGUCUUGAAAUCUGGCAAAGUCAAGAUUGGACGAAACAACCGGAGCAUCUAUCCGGAAUCGUGGACCAACCGUGGUUGCACCUGCCCCAUCCUUAACCCAGGCACAGACUACCUGAUUGCCGGACCAGAAGACAGUCGGACCAACAAACUGAUUGUCAACAUGAACAGCCUAGUCAAGCCUUGGAAGGCGGUUUGGGCGAAACAAGCCGUUGAUUUCAUCCGGUCAGGCUGCAAAUAGUUAUUGACUCUUCUGGGGAGAAGAUGGAAGUAUCUUCUCUUCCCUUGGCACUUGACUUUAGCAGGACGUCUUGUACAAGCCCAACUCCGGCAGUAGCAUAGACUUCACUACAAGAAGGAACUAACUGCGCAGCCUCCACUGGCAAGCUUUGCGUGUCUUGGAUAGACAAGCUUCUCGAUAGACACCUGUCUCGCAUGGCUUGAAAUUUCAGUACGUGGUCUGUGGAGCACCAGAUGACGCACCUAACUGACUUUUUUUUUUUUAAGUUCCUGUAACCAAUAAUAUCAGGUGCUUUCUGGAAAAGUGCUGGAGGAUGUUUAUAUGUUAUCCUGGCUGUUUUGUACCUGGAUUUUUCCAAAAAGUUUAACAUUUCACAUGAAGGAGUUUACAGGUUUGCCAAUUAAGGACAUCUAAGGACGUUCUUAUAGUAGGUCCACCAAUCAAAAGGAGAUCCAAGGACGUUCUUAUAGUAGGUCCACCAAUCAAAAGGAGAUCCUAGGACGUUCUUAUAGUAGGUCCACCAAUCAAAAGGAGAUCCAAGGACGUCCUUUUAGUAGGUCCACUAAACAUAAAGAGGUCCAAGGUCAUUCUUAUAUUAAGUCCACCAAUCAAGAAGAGAUCCAAGGAUGUUCUUAUAAUAGCUGCGCCAAUUAAGAAGAAAUCCAAGGGGCAUUCUUAUAACAGAUCCACCAAUUGGGAGGAGAUCUAAGGAUCUUCUACAAGUAGGUCCAGCAAUUAAGAGAAGAUCUGAAAACAUUCUUAUAGUAAGUCCACCAAUCAAGAUGAGAUCCAAGAAUGUUCUUAUAAUAGGUCCGCCAAUUUAGAGGAAAUCCAAAGGACGUUCUUAUAACAGGUCCAAGAGGAGAUCCAAGGUUUUUCAAAUAGUAGGUCUGUUAAAUCAAUAGAAGAUCUGAGAAUAUUCCUAUUGUAGGUCCACCAAUCAAAAGGAGGUCCAAGGACGUUCUUAUAUUAAGAGUCCACCAAUCAAGACAAGAUCCAAGGAUGUUCUUAUAAUAGGUCCAACAAUUAGGAGAAGAUCCAAGGAUGUUCUACUAGUAGGUCCAUCAAUCAAGAGAAGAUCCAAGAAUGUUCCUAUAGUAAGUCCACCAAUCAAAUAGAGAUCCAGGGACGUUCUUAUAAAUAGGUCCACCAAUCAAGCCGGGAUCCAAGGAUGUUCUUAUAAUAGGUUUGGCAAUUAAGAGAAGAUCCAAGAUGUUCUUUUAGCAGGCUCACCAAUCAAAAGGAAAUCCAGGGGACGUUAUUAUAACAGGUCCACCAAUCAAGAGAAGAUCCAAGGACAUUCUAAUAACAGGCUGACCAAUCAAGAGACGAUUCAAGGGAUGUUCGUAAUAUAGGUACAAGAGAAACCAAAAUCACGUUGAAAUGGAAAGGAUGGAAUCACUUAAAAUGGCAACACAUUGAGUUUAUAUUUUAUCUUGCCUUUGGCUUCUCGCAAUUGAAUGCAGCGCCAAAGUAAUGUCCAGCUUUUCCUGAACUGCUUUGUAAAUAAAGGUUAUGUGUAACCUAG